AUGGCCUUCGGCUUUCUCGGGCCGUGUGGUUUGAAUCUACCGCAUACACAUCCACGUGCAACAGAAAUUAAUUUCUCCAUCGAUGGCACAUUGAGAGCUGGCUAUUUUCAAGAGAAUGGUGCAAAAUUUGUUAUGACUGAAGUUAGGCCAAAUCAAGCAACGGUCUUUCCUAUAGGUUCCAUUCAUUUUCAACAAAACAUAGGCUGUAAGCCUGUAAAAUUUGUUGCUGCAUUUAAUCAUGAAGAUCCAGGUGUAUUAACAAUCGCAAAUUCAUUUUUUGGACAAUUCCCAGACGAUAUUGUUCAAGCAUCAUUGGGAGGCGAGCUCUCAGCUGAAGAAUUU
Didymodactylos carnosus is the source of this 342-nucleotide messenger RNA. NCBI's taxonomy places the organism in Eukaryota, Metazoa, Rotifera, Eurotatoria, Philodinida, Philodinidae. The record is from the annotation of a GenBank genome assembly.